This is a messenger RNA of Dissoconium aciculare CBS 342.82, 1704 nucleotides long. RefSeq lists its product as uncharacterized. Gene Ontology annotation, cellular component: nucleus. The record is from RefSeq and is a predicted model, not a curated record. The transcript has 2 exons. Lineage: Eukaryota; Fungi; Ascomycota; Dothideomycetes; Mycosphaerellales; Dissoconiaceae. The coding region runs from base 1 to 1704 and encodes 567 amino acids.
AUGCCAAUUCGCAUCGAGCCAAAAAACUCCCGCGACGACGAACUGGACAGCGCGUGCACUGCUUCCACAAACUCUGUAUGGUCGCGGUGUCCGACCGUGCAUUCACAGUCCACGCCACCAGCAUCAAGAUCUCAAAGCCCGGCGUCAGAUGACAGGACAAGCCUCAACAUCGGAUUGUCGACAACGACGACAAUUACAUCAUUGGCAUCCUCAAGAACAGCGCAUGUCCGCUACUUGGACCGAUCACUCCCGAGUGUGACUCUCCCUGGGAGCGACGACCUCGCUCUUGACCCUGACUUUCAUUUGGAGAUGCAGGCCGCCUACCUUCUAGGCGCUGAUCAUCUUCGUCGGAUUCUCAAGCAAGACGACCUACUGUUCAACUUCAACAGCUUCCUUCUGUCAUAUCGACCCGCCGAUGUGGCGGUUCUCCAGUACUAUCUCUCUGCCUUGAGAGCAUUAGACCUUAUCAGCGCAGCCAAUGCUCUCAUCACCACUCUUCCUUCAUCCUACGAUUACGGAUUUGAUGCUGCCUAUGUGCCCAUCGUGUCAAACCCGAUUUUGGAACGCAAGGUUGAGCAAGCUUUUGCCGUCUUGCAAUACGAGUCGCUUCCAGCCUACGUUGCUUACGGGUUCCACAUGACUAAUGCGUCAUUGCACCGAAAGGUCACUGGCGCUCUGGGUGCAGGAUCUUCUGCACAGAGUGACAGUCUUGCGCAGAUGUUCUGCGUCACCGACCCUGAACAAAUUGACAACCCUAUCAUUUUCGCAUCGAAAGAAUUCUCCCGAAGCACAAACUACCCAAUGAGAUCAAUCCUCAACCGCAAUCCGUCCUUCUUGCACGGUCCCAUGACCGAUGUAGGCGCAUCCGAUCGCAUCGCCAGUGCAAUUGCUGCUCAAAGAUCGCAUUCUGAGGUUAUGGUCAGCUACCGAAGUGAUGGCAGCCCAUUCCUCAGCCUCCAAACUGUAACACCUCUACGUGACACUCGUGGGCGGUUAAGGUAUUGGCUCCGAGGCUAUGUUGAUUGCUCCGAUCUUCUAGGCAAAGGCGCACAUUCGUGGUCAUUCCCACACGAUGCGGUCCCAUCAGCCGCGUCAUCUGCGAACAAGAAGCCAGAGAGCAAACUCCGCAAGGCCAAGUCAUUCUACAGCGUAUACACAGAGCAGUCCGUCAGCCUGGAGAAUUAUCCUAUCAGGCUGGAUGACCAAAUCACCACUCCCGUGUCCUCUACAGCCUCCACUGCGGUCGAACUUCCCGCGACGCCGGUCGCCGCCGGGUUCGCGACAGACGGCUUUGAUGAUAUCCCUGAGUCCUCGAAAUCGGGUUUCCCAAUGGGCCUCGACAUGCGCUCCCCGGGUAUCUACCAUCGCUACCUUCUAGUUCGGCCAGUACAGCCCUUCCGAAUUCUGUUUGUCUCCCCUGCGCUCGCGCAAUCUGCUCCUCGUAUCGCCCAAUCUCCAUUUAUGUCGCACAUUGGCGGAGACAAGCGCGUUCGCGCACAUCUCGAGAAUGCCCUCGUGUCGGCCCGCAAGGUCACGGCGAAGAUCUCGUGGGUGGCCAAUGGGGACGGCAGCAACCCAAACGCCGUGGGUCGAAUGUGCUGGGCGCAUUGUACCCCAUUAUUCGGAGAAGUCGACGGUGUCAGCAACGUCGGUGUCUGGAUGAUUCUCCUCCUGGACGAGGAGCCUGCUGGUGGUGUCUUUUAA